This is a messenger RNA of Cuscuta campestris, 1332 nucleotides long. Lineage: Eukaryota; Viridiplantae; Streptophyta; Magnoliopsida; Solanales; Convolvulaceae. The record is from the annotation of a GenBank genome assembly.
GGUAUCAGAGCCAAGGUGCAGAGCUCGGGUGAUCUGUUUGAAGUUCCGUUAUUUGAUGGAAGAGCGGACUUCAUGUUGUGGCAAUGCAUGAUUCAAGACUAUUUGGUCCAGCAAGGUCUUGAUUUAGCAUUGCAAGAUGAGAAGCCAAGUGAUAUGAAAGAAUCAGAGUGGAGUACAAUCCAGAAGAAGGCUGUCAGCACAAUUCGGUUGGCACUGUCCCCACAGAUUAAAGUGACAGUGUUGAAAGAGACGUCACCAAAGAAGCUGUGGGAAACGUUGGAGAGCAAGUUUGCGUCGAAGACACUUACUAACCGGUUGAUGAUGAGGAUGGACUUGUACUCACUGAAGAUGGAAGAGGGAGGUAGCGUAAUUGAUCACAUCAACAAGUUUAAUGAGCAAGUAUCAAGGCUGUUAAAUGCAGGGGAGACUAUCAAGGAUGAAGAGCAAGGGCUGCUUCUACUGGCUUCACUACCAAAAUCCUUUAAGCCGUUUGUGCAGUCAAUGAUAGCAGGAAGGACUACACUGCGACUAGAUGAGAUUAAAGUGACAGUGCUGAAAGAGACAUCACCAAAGAAGCUGUGGGAAACGUUGGAGAGCAAGUUUGCGUCGAAGACACUUACUAACCGGUUGAUGAUGAGGAUGGACUUGUACUCACUGAAGAUGGAAGAGGGAGGUAGCGUAAUUGAUCACAUCAACAAGUUUAAUGAGCAAGUAUCAAGGCUGUUAAAUGCAGGGGAGACUAUCAAGGAUGAAGAGCAAUGGCUUCUUCUACUGGCUUCACUACCAAAAUCCUUGAAGCCGUUUGUGCAGUCAAUGAUAGCAGAAAGGACUACACUGCGACUAGAUGAGGUGAUGACUGCCUUGAAGGAGAGUCAAAGGAUGAUAGGAGGUGAAGAGUCUUCAGGGGACAGUCAUUUACUAGCUGCUGUGAGUGUUGAGAAAGGGAGGAAGAAGAAGAGUGACCAACUUGGGAGAAGAUCUCAGCUGAGAGACAUGAGCACUGUUAGGUGCUAUUACUGUGAAAAGUUGGGUCACACGAAGAACGGUUGUCCAGAAGUCAAGGAGGACUUGCAAAUCCUAAAGGAGAAGAAGGGCAAAUCGAAGGAAGCUUCUUUCGCAAAUGUGAUCACUUAUGAAGAUGAUCUCCUCUGAAGAUAAGAGUACUGCUGGACAGAAGAUUCUGCAGAAUGGGAAUAUCGCUGCAAAAAUCGCAAAUGAUGUAGGACUUUGAAUUAAGGGGAGAUUUGUUGAGUGUUACUUCAAAGUCCCACAUCGGUGGGAUAGGAAAAUUGAGGAGGGAUUGGAGCCUAUAAAUAAAGAGGGGAUGUAGGC